Molecule: messenger RNA, 351 nt
Organism: Diaporthe citri
Lineage: Eukaryota; Fungi; Ascomycota; Sordariomycetes; Diaporthales; Diaporthaceae
Exons: 1
Coding region: 1-351 (116 amino acids)
Source: RefSeq, a predicted model, not a curated record
AUGGCCGACUAUUAUCAGAAUGCAGAGCUCAAUCUCUCAGCAUCAACACAGUCCAUCGCGGGACUCUGGUCCGAUCGUGACGGCGAGGCCACAAAACCCUUCAAGAUCAAUGCCACACUUGAUCUACCGGAAGGGAGGAAGGAAGUCCUGCUUGAACUAGCACCAGUGCUCAGAGCAGAUAAGUCACAUCUCGACUACCGGGGGUGGAUACUUCAGGAGAGGAUAUUCCCUCGGAGGACGCUCUUUUUCGACUCUUACUGGAUCUCUUUCGAAUGCAGCCAGAUGAGUGCCUCAGAAUCGUGUCCCGAUGGGAUGGACCUGACAGCCUCGUCCAACCCGGUCACUGUCUAG